AUGAGACAGGGAGGAGAAACUAGUGUGUGGGGAGGGAUGGGGGCGGGUGUGCAGCAUGGUUUGAUAGAAGGUGUUCUGUCUUCUACCCCCGUCUGCCAAAGGUGGAGGUCCACCACCAAGUGCCUGCUCCAUUUCCCCCUCCAGGCCUUAUCUUCCCCUUUGGCAUCCUGUGGUAUGGUGCAACAUUCACCCUUUUCACCAAAACACGUUCAGAUCUCAUUCCUUGCCAUGGACUCUGCUAGGGAUGACACUGCAGGUGGGGCUGAGGUGAGAGGAAUGAGGAAGCUGGUGACUGGAGGGGAGUUGCCCCCCAGCUCCAACCAAGCAGGUUCUUGA
Molecule: messenger RNA, 336 nt
Organism: Rangifer tarandus platyrhynchus (Svalbard reindeer)
Lineage: Eukaryota; Metazoa; Chordata; Mammalia; Artiodactyla; Cervidae
Source: the annotation of a GenBank genome assembly